Molecule: messenger RNA, 429 nt
Organism: Cylindrotheca closterium
Lineage: Eukaryota; Bacillariophyta; Bacillariophyceae; Bacillariales; Bacillariaceae
Source: the annotation of a GenBank genome assembly
AUGAUCAAUUCCAACACCAGUUUGCUUCGCACACACCCCAGCACAGGGGAUUUGAGUACGGAUAGCUACGCCCCUUCUAUCGACGGGAGUGUGACAAGCAAUGUCACCUUCGGGACAAUUGAAAUCCGCGAAUAUGGAAUGGUUCUAGGAGACAAUCCUUCCACUUCUUCAGGCCCAUCGGUGGAACUCGAUUGGGACACUCAAUCCACACUCACCAUAGAUGAUAUUGGCCAGUACGAGUCCAUGAAGCCUGCUCGACGACGGGGAACGGAUCAACUCGCCAUGUCACGGUAUCGUCGCACCAAGCUAUUGCUUGACAGUGGCUAUUCGCUGGAGGAGAUUCUUGGAACCACAAAUGAUGGCAGGAAUUCGCCCAAGAAAAAGACAGGAAUUUCCAAGAAGGUAUUGAAACUGUUUUCAAGGAAAUGA